Gadus morhua (Atlantic cod) is the source of this 5059-nucleotide messenger RNA. It is a transcript of the gene itchb, whose product is annotated as itchy E3 ubiquitin protein ligase b. The transcript is spliced from 24 exons. The coding region runs from base 173 to 2908 and encodes 911 amino acids. Gene Ontology annotation, cellular component: cytoplasm. Gene Ontology annotation, biological process: protein K29-linked ubiquitination; proteasome-mediated ubiquitin-dependent protein catabolic process; protein K63-linked ubiquitination. The record is from RefSeq and is a predicted model, not a curated record. NCBI's taxonomy places the organism in Eukaryota, Metazoa, Chordata, Actinopteri, Gadiformes, Gadidae. Gene Ontology annotation, molecular function: protein binding; ubiquitin protein ligase activity.
CCCCACCUUGUUUCGGUCACGUGACACGAUUACGAAGAUGGUGGAAGUUUCUUCGUGAAGCCCAGAAAGACCCCAAAACAACCAGGAAAUUAGGGGUGAAAGUUGACUACAACGCCACGUAUCGGGUUCAAACUCGCCCACCGGACACGGGCCCUCUUCCCAGCCCUAUGUCAUGGCGAGUGGGGUCGCCAUGCCGGGUCAUACCAAUGGCUACCCUAUGAAGGCACAGCUACAGAUCCUUGUGCUGUCUGCGAAGCUGAAAGAGAACAGGAAGAACUGGUUCGGUCCCAGUCCCUACGUGGAGGUAACGGUGGACGGCCAGUCCAAGAAGACGGCCACGUGCAACAACACUCACAGCCCCAAGUGGAAGCAGCCCCUCACUGUCAUCGUGACCCCGUUCAGUAAGCUGGUGUUCCGCGUGUGGAGCCACCAGACCCUGAAAGCAGACGUCCUGCUGGGCCUCGCCACGCUGGACGUCAGCCACACCCUCCAGGCCAACCAGAUGAAGAUCUCUGAGGUGGUGCAGACUCUGAAGCUAAGCGCCGACCGGGAGCAAACGGACGUGGUGGGCGAUCUGUCCGUCUGUCUGGACGGGAUGACCGUGGACCCAGAGGCCUUCGCAGCAGCCCAGGCCAAUCACCACGCGACGACGAACGGGGAACCCCAACACAACGGAGACCCCCCCGCGGGGCGCAGCCGGGACGGCUCCCCGGCGCUGGACGAGCUGGAGUACCGCUCAUCCCCGAAGGCCCGGCACGCGGUCAACGGCACAGGCUCCUCCCCCUCCCCCUCGGUGACAUCAGAGGGCACCCGCCCCCUCCGCCCCCCCAGGCCUUCCAGGCCGCCUCCCCCGACGCCCCGCAGACCCGCCGCCUCGCCAGCGUCCUCCUCCAACGGCUCCUUGGCGGCGGACUCCAGCGAGGGCCCGUCGGGCUCCGACACGCCGGUCCGGGCCCCCGCGGCGGCGGCGGCCAGCGGCCCCACGGCCCCCACGGCGCCCGUGGCCCCCGCGGCCCCCGCUGCCCACGCUGCCCCUGCCUCAGACACCCAGGGCCCCCCCGCCGGGAACCCCGCCGGGCCCCCUGGGUGUGGGUCCGGCUCGGGGGCCAUCGCUAAGCCGGCCUCUGCCGGCGGCGUGGUGGCUAACCCCGCGGCCACGCCCCGGGCCCCUGCGGUCAACACGGGGCCCCUCCCUCCUGGGUGGGAGCAGCGGGUGGACCUGAACGGCAGGCUGUACUUUGUGGACCACGUGGAGAAGAGGACCACGUGGGAGCGGCCAGAACCACUGCCUUCUGGCUGGGAGCGUCGUGUGGACCCCAUGGGCCGUGUGUACUUCGUGGACCACAUCACGCGCACCACCACGUGGCAGCGCCCCACCAUGGAGACGGUGAGGAACUACGAGCAGUGGCAGCACCAGCGCAGCCAGCUGCAGGGCGCCAUGCAGCAGUUCAACCAGAGGUUCAUCUACGGGCAGGACCAGGUGCCCGCGGCGCAGAGUGACCCCCUGGACUCCCUGCCACUCGGAUGGGAGAAGAGGACGGACAGCACGGGCCGGGUCUACUUCGUUCACCACCAGACACGGACCACCCAGUGGGAAGACCCACGGACGCAGGGGCUGCUGAACGAGAAGCCCCUUCCCGAGGGCUGGGAGAUGAGGUUCACGGUGGACGGGAUCCCCUACUUCGUGGACCACAACCGUCGGGCCACCACCUACAUCGACCCCCGCACCGGGAAGUCCUCCCUUGAGAAUGGUCCUCAGAUCACGUACGUGCGCGACUUCAAGGCCAAGGUCCAGUACUUCCGCUUCAUGUGCCAGCAACACUCGAUGCCUCAGCACAUCAAGAUCACCGUCUCCAGGAAAACUCUGUUUGAGGACUCCUUCCAACAGAUCAUGAGCUUCAACGCCCAGGACCUGCGCAGGAAGCUGUGGAUCAUCUUCCCUGGGGAAGAAGGUCUGGACUAUGGAGGCGUGGCCAGAGAGUGGUUCUUCCUGCUGUCCCACGAGGUGCUCAACCCCAUGUACUGCCUGUUCGAGUACGCCGGCAAGGACAACUACUGCCUGCAGAUAAACCCCGCCUCCUACAUCAACCCUGACCACCUCAAGUACUUCCGCUUCAUCGGGCGCUUCAUCGCCAUGGCGCUGUUCCACGGCAAGUUCAUCGACACGGGCUUCUCGCUGCCCUUCUACAAGCGCAUGCUGAACAAGCCCUGGGCGCUGAAGGACCUGGAGUCCAUCGACCCCGAGUUCUACAACUCCCUCAUCUGGAUCAAGGAUAACGACAUCGAGGAGUGCUGUCUGGAGAUGUACUUCUCGGUGGAUAAGGAGAUCCUGGGGGAGAUCACCACCCAUGACCUGAAGGAGGGGGGCGGAGACAUCCAGGUCACGGAGGAGAACAAGGAGGAGUACAUCAGGCUGGUGGCGGAGUGGCGUCUGUCCCGGGGCGUGGAGGAACAGACCCAGGCCUUCUUCGAGGGCUUCAACGAGAUCCUCCCCCAGCAGUACCUGCAGUACUUUGACGCCAAGGAGCUGGAGGUGAUGCUGUGUGGUAUGCAGGAGAUCGACCUGGCCGACUGGCAGAGGAACACGAUCCUCCGUCACUACGCCCGGGGAGCAAAGCAGAUCAACUGGUUCUGGCAGUUGAUGAAGGAGAUGGACAACGAGAAACGGAUGCGGCUGCUUCAGUUCGUGACGGGCACCUGUCGUCUGCCAGUGGGGGGCUUCGCCGACCUCAUGGGGAGCAACGGCCCCCAGAAGUUCUGCAUCGAGAGGGUGGGCCGGGAGAACUGGCUGCCCAGGAGUCACACCUGCUUCAACAGGCUGGACCUGCCGCCCUACAAGAGCUACGAGCAGCUGAAGGAGAAGCUGAUGUUCGCUAUCGAGGAGACGGAGGGCUUCGGACAGGAGUGACCCCCCGCACCCCCGCCCCCCACUGGAGGAACACCGCGCCCCCAAGCCCGGGCUCGUGUUUUAAAUCAGGGAGCCUAUCGGACAGUAGGCGUGUGUCUGUCCGUCUGACCGUCUUGUCAGCCUAUGUGUGCGUGCGUGCGUGUGUGUGUGUGUGUGUGUGUGUGUGUGUGUGUGUGUGUGUGUGUGUGUGUGUGUGUGUGUGUGUGUGUGUGUGUGUGUGUGUGUGUGUGUGUGUGUGUGUGUGUGUGUGCGUGUGUGGAGGGAUCGAGUCUGUCCUAAUAAACAACAGGGUGGUCCGCUCCUGUCGCUGAAUGUCCCCCAAAGUCUGCAUGGACCCCCCGUCCCCCCCUGUCCCCCCCCUCCCGCCCCCCUUGUGACAUCAUCAAAAAGGGACAGUGUCAGGCUGUCCAACGAUGGACUCUUGAUGCUGUGCGACGAUUGGAUCACCGCUCCGGGCUCCGUCCUCUGAUUGGCCGAAACUGAACGGAGAGAGACUUUGGAGUGAACCCAGUUUCCUGUUUCCUGUUUUGAAAUGGUCCCAUUCCUGAUGGUCCCCCCCCCCCCCCGAGGAGAGACAAGAGAGAGAGACCGGUCUGAUAGGAGUCAAUGGAGAUCACUUCAGACAAUCAAAGUGAGAGCGAGAGAGAGAGAGAGAGAGAGAGAGAGAGAACUUGAGACUAAGAGAGACCCAUAGAGAGCGAACAAGAGAGAAAAUCGAAUCUGUGAAUCAGUUGGCCCCGAGAAGACGCCAUUGGUUGAAUAAGGCGUAGAUGGAGGGAACGGGAGCGUGUCUUAGACGGGCCCUAGUUUUAUAGGGCUGCUGGGCCACGCCUCCAAAGAGUACUGAAGUAUUCAACACAAGGCGUCCCUUCUUCAUUUAUCUCUUGUGGUUGUAGAGAGGGUGGGGGUGGGGGUGGGGGCAGCUGACUGAGGGACAGUGCCUUGGGGGAGGGUGGGAGGGAGGUAGGGAGGGACGGACGGACGGACGGAGGGGGCGGGGGUUGGCAGGGAAAGGAGGGAAUGGAACCCUGGUUGUCCGUGGUGGUCACUGUUCGGGCGGUGAGGUCAUCACUCGGAGCGGUGAUGUCUUCCCCCCGGAGUGGUGACAUCAUCCGUGUCCAGCCUCAAUACCUGGUACGGGGUUCAUAUUCCACACGGGGUUUAGGAUGCUGUUAUGAACGGUGCCCUGCAGUCUGUCGUGGGUUCAUAGAGCAGAGAGGCGCGGCCUCUGGGCAAACAGGAGACUGGUUGAAGCCGGAUUGCACGUUGUGUGUUCGCCCUGCGGUAGAAACCAGACCGGUUUCACGCCCUCAUUCACCCGCUCAUCCACCCGCUCAUCCGGCCUGCUGUCAGAGACAUGUUCUCACCGUGAAACGAGACGGCUUCGCUGCGACGCUUCUGGUGUCAGCUAGCGCCGUGAGGACCGCCGUACACCAGGUGCACUCUGGGGGAUUUUAAGAGGGGAUUUUUUCUUUUUAAGUCAGUCGUUUUUUAAAGGGACUUAUUUCCUCUCUGGGGGACAUGCACUGGUCUGAGGGUCCCCCUAGCUGCAUGAUGGACCGAUCCGCUCCCCAGUCACCGGCCGGUCGGAAUGUACCAACCGCUGGGCUGGUAGGGGGAUCUAGAUAUCCACCGUACAUCUGGGUAAACUGGGAAUUCUCAGUUGAGAAUUCUCGACUGAAUUCUCAACUGAAAUCUCACCGGAACUCUCGUCUGAAAUCCCAACUGAAUACCCAAAGAGAAAUCCAAACCGAAAUCCCAACUGAAUUCUCCCCAGAAUUCCCAACUGAAAUCCAAAUAGAAUUCCCAACUGUAUUCCCAACUGAAGAAUCCCAGGGAGGUGACAAAGCGCAUCAAUCAUGGAAAUAUGAUUGUUUCUGGCACAUCCCUCCCCAACCAGAAGAAGAGCUUUCCCCGCGGAACCCUCUGGAACUCUCUGGAAAUGUACCCGAGAACCCGAGCUGUAUAUUACAACAAGAUGUAAAUGGUGUUGAUAACAAGAUUAAUUUUCUUUUUGUAAAGGCACGGUUUUAAUAUGAGCAGGUACCGCCCCCACCUUCCUGUAUGAUUUAUGAUGUACAUGAUGGAUGUGUAAUAUAGAAAUCGCUCACCUUAAUAAAUUAAAUCUACAUGUUUGUGGAUUCAUUCGUC